GCCAAGCUGUGUGUGUGUGACCUGUUGGUGGCACAGUGUGAUGUGAACUGCUGCUGUGACCCCGACUGCAGCACAGCUGAGUUCAGCCUCUUCACUACAUGUUCAGUCCCUGUUGUCACGGGUGACAGCCACCUGUGCAGUCAGAAAGCUGCUGUAUAUUCACUUGAUGUGGAAGCAAAUCCACCAGAAAGGAUAUUUGAACUAACUGACCAAGUCAAUCCCAGUAUUUUCUGCAUUCAUGCCACAAACUAUGACCAAGCACUCUCCUUCAGUUCCCCUGAAAUGCCUACUGCUGAAAAUUUUGAUCAGUUGCUUGAGCAGUUUGGAAGUGCUGCUUUCAGUGCUGAGCCUGACACCUGGAACGUGGACCCAGAUGCUCAACCUCCUGCUGAUGCAAAUGAAACUUACAGAUAUGAGUUUGGUGCUCCUGUGCAGACAGUGGAUGCAUUUCUAAGACUGCCCAGUCCUGUUGUUACCUCCUGGUGCUCAGAUGUGAAUCCUGCAGGGUUCUUAGUAAACCAGGCUACAAAGUGCACGAGGUCAGUAAGUGUGGAGACAUGUGGCAGCAUCCAAGCAGUGAGCAUGGGCUUCUACAUCAACUCCAGCAUUUUAGCAGUGCCCAAAUCAAGUCAGAUGGUGAAUGUUACUGUCCAGUCUGUAGUUGUCCAGUCUCUGAAUGGAACACAGACUUUACUUAAUGAUAGUGAUGUCCUCAGGCUCCCUAGGAUUUUGGAUGAACUGUGCAUAAAUGUAGUUUUUAGGGUGAGUUAUCAUAUUACAUACAGAGACACUGGAGAAAUCAUAGAAGCAGCUGCUGCUUUUGUCUUGGGGGCAAUUAACAAAGAAGCACUUUCAAUCCAGCAGAGCUUUGAGAUCAGCUUUACCCAGGUGGAUACAACACCAGUCCCUCUCAGUGGUAAUCCUGGCUAUGUUGUUGGACUGCCCAUAAGAGCAGGCUUCAGGCCCCAAGGAUCUGGCAUCAUUCAGAACACCAACAAAUACAAUCAGCUCACCAUUCUGCAGAGCACAUCCAACCAGGACUGUCUGGCAGCACAGGGGGCCAGAACCCCAAUAUUAUUUGGUUAUAACAUGAUAUCAGGCUGCAAGUUACGAAUUACUGCAGCUAUGAAAUGCCAGCCCUUGACUCAGACCCUCCUGGAUGUACUGAAGGGGCAAAGCUUUCCUGAAUAUGUGGCCUCGUUUGGAAAUUCUCAAGCCCAGGAUGUGCUGGACUGGGUACCAAUAACUCACCUCUACACUUCAGAACAGAGCUCAUGCCAAAUACCAGUAUCCCUUGAAAUAGAAGUGAAGUGGACUAAAUAUGGAUCCCUGGUCAAUCCCCAAGCCAGGAUAGUGAACGUCACAGCAACAAUCUCUACCACCCCAUUGAAGCAGCUUCCCUCAGGAAGAGAGAGAAUUAUCCCUGUAACAAGUUCUGUUGUUUUCACUGACAUUUCCUCACCUGCAGAGCCAGGCUACAAAGCCUGGCCCACAAUUAAUGUCAAGUUACCCUUUGAUUUUUUCUUUCCUUUUGUCUAA
Messenger RNA from Chaetura pelagica (chimney swift), 1539 nucleotides. It is a transcript of the gene TCTN1, whose product is annotated as tectonic family member 1. Gene Ontology annotation, cellular component: MKS complex. Lineage: Eukaryota; Metazoa; Chordata; Aves; Apodiformes; Apodidae. The transcript is spliced from 13 exons. Bases 283 to 1539 code for a protein of 418 amino acids. The record is from RefSeq and is a predicted model, not a curated record. Gene Ontology annotation, biological process: protein localization to ciliary transition zone; cilium assembly.